AUGGCGGUGGUGUGGGGGGUUCUGGUGGUCACUGGUGUCACUGCUCUCUUGGCCUAUCCAAACCCAUACACUCGUAGAUCCACGUCUCAGCUGAUCUCAGAGCUGUUUAAUGACUGUGGAGCUCUGGAGUCGUCUCAGCUCUGUGACUACAUCACCAGCAACAGCACCAGCCGAGCUCUGGACGACAUCCCAGACCGCCCAGCUGGUCCUGGGGUCUACUCCGCCCUUUGGCAACUCACUCUGGCCCUGGUGUUUAAGAUCCUCAUCACCAUCUUCACCUUCGGCAUGAAGAUCCCCUCUGGUCUCUUCAUUCCAUCCAUGGCGGUGGGAGCGAUUGCUGGUCGUAUCGUGGGUAUUGCGGUGGAGCAGAUGGCAUACCAUCAUCACGACUGGAUCAUCUUCAGAAGUUGGUGUCGACCAGGAGCAGACUGUGUGACACCUGGUCUCUACGCCAUGGUGGGAGCAGCCGCCUGCCUGGGGGGCGUGACCAGGAUGACAGUCUCUCUCGUGGUCAUUAUGUUCGAGCUGACUGGAGGUCUGGAGUAUAUUGUUCCGUUGAUGGCGGCGGCGGUGACCUCGAAAUGGGUGGCAGACGCCUUCGGGAAAGAGGGAAUCUACGAGUCUCACAUCCAACUGAACGGAUACCCUUAUCUGGACAUCAGGGACGAGUUCACACACAGGACCCUGGCUGCAGACGUGAUGCGCCCCCGCAGGUCGGACCCCCCUCUGGGCCUCCUCACUCAGGACAGCACCUCAGUGGAGGAGGUGGAGGCUCUGAUCAAAGACACAGACUUCAACGGGUUUCCUGUCGUCGUGUCUCGAGAGUCUGAGAGGCUCAUCGGCUUUGUGCAGAGACGAGACCUCACUCUGGCUAUAAAAAGCGCCCGUCAGAAGCAGGAUGGUGUGGUCAGCAGUUCUGUGGUUUACUUCACGGAGGACGCUCCGAUCCUCGCGCCGUCAAACCCUCAACCUCUGAAGCUGAGGCGCAUCCUCAACCUCAGCCCCUUCACCGUCACAGACCACACCCCCAUGGAGACCGUGGUGGACAUCUUCAGGAAGCUGGGCCUGAGGCAGUGCCUGGUCACCAGGAGCGGGCGUCUGUUGGGAAUCAUCACCAAGAAGGACGUUCUCCGACAUAUGGCCCAGAUGAUGAACCAGGACCCAGAGUCUAUCAUGUUCAACUGA
This is a messenger RNA of Knipowitschia caucasica, 1185 nucleotides long. NCBI's taxonomy places the organism in Eukaryota, Metazoa, Chordata, Actinopteri, Gobiiformes, Gobiidae. The record is from the annotation of a GenBank genome assembly.